Penicillium atrosanguineum is the source of this 3882-nucleotide messenger RNA. RefSeq lists its product as uncharacterized. The record is from RefSeq and is a predicted model, not a curated record. Gene Ontology annotation, molecular function: DNA binding. The transcript is spliced from 2 exons. NCBI's taxonomy places the organism in Eukaryota, Fungi, Ascomycota, Eurotiomycetes, Eurotiales, Aspergillaceae. Gene Ontology annotation, cellular component: chromosome, telomeric region. Bases 1 to 3882 code for a protein of 1293 amino acids. Gene Ontology annotation, biological process: telomere maintenance.
AUGGACGCGACCGAUUCGACAGCACUUGCGCUGCCGACAUUGACCAGGAUCCCGAUCGCGCAGCUAUCACCAACUCUUGAACAGCUCGAAGAGAAGUGUAUUCUUGCGACUGUUAGUCUCGUUUGGCCAUAUUCGUCCUCGACCAAGUCUCUCAGCCUUUCUCUCGCGGAACCGGAUUUCCGCCUACGUCGAUCAAAUGGACAAGUGAAGGCGACCUUUCAUGGGCGCAUCGCAGAGAAGGUUGCAGAAUCACACGUCGGGAUUGGAGAUACUGUUCGCCUCGCGUUGAAGGAUGCUGGAUUUGUUGGGAAUGAUGCAGCGACGCAGACUCCCGGCAGAAAUGUCGCGUGGGAUCUUCAAUUUGACAACGGCGUGUCACUAGAGAUCAAUCUUUCCUCAAAGAAUCUGUCGACAGUAAUCAUCGAGCAGUCCCCUCGCCUACCGCACGAUACAGAGAAACAGCUGCCUUCGACCCCCCGCGUAAUCUCGAUACACCCCACUUCAGACACAGCUCAUAGAACGGAGCCCUGGUCUUCGCCGGCAUUUGCACGAAUUGGACAAUCCCCGUUCAAGGCUGCGCGAGAUUCUGCUUUUGACCCUUUCACCGACGAGGAUGGGUCUAUCCCUGGGAAAGGAAGGAAACGGCCGAGAUAUAGCUUCCAAAGAGAUGAAUGGCGCAUUGAAAACACAUCGACAAAUAGCCAAGAGGACGAACCAGAGGACCUGGAAAAUGAAUGGGAAAAGGAGCUUGAGGAUGAAAUGAAUACCGAAGAAGACGCGCAGACCACUCCGAAAGCUCCCCAUAACAAUGAUGCUUCUCUUCUGGACAAUCCCGCCUCCGUGGACCAGGAAAACGCCGGAAGUCUAUUGCAAGAUUGUUCAUCCGUUUUUGUGAAGCCUUCACUUGAUAUUGCUGGAAGCCUUUUCGGGAGACGAGCACCUCAAAUAAACAAUGAACCUACUGAACAGAUUGAGACUGGUUUGCAAGGACACCUCGGAUCAGCUCCUCAUUUGCCUACAGAUACACCUCAGUUACGCCCAGUGCCAUCGCCCGGCCUUCCAAUCCCUUCACCUAUCGUGUCCAAUAACAAUAACUCCCAUGAGUACUUUUCGCUCUUCCACGCUCAACAAGCACAGACUCUUCAAUCCAUUGUUACUGGGACAGAAGAGGGGGCUGUUUCUCUGGUGCAGAGCUCCAUGGCUUACAUUUCACCCCCCUCGCAACCUCUCGCAACCAUAGCUCCUGUGGAGCAGCUAGAAAGUACACAACAUGACCAAUUCCUCUCAAGUCCAUUGUCGCUAGGGGACCACGACCAGGAAUCACUUGCGGAGAGGGAGACAGAAGACCAUCUUACCGAACAGAAUCAUGAGCAACCUGCACAGUCGACUGAGUUCUUCAACUCGCCAACCUUCCAGAAACCCCUAGAUUUCAAUGAACCUGAAUCUGUUGCGGAGUCUGUUGAUCGCCAUACCGAGGGAAUUGGCAGAGCUGAAGAAGCACCCGAUGAUGGGAUGGGCUUUUGGCACGAAGAACCCGCUUCCGGGUCAGAAAGCAAGCGAUCUGACAUUGAAGACAUCGAGGGAUCACCGGCGCAAACAGACCAUGCCCUCGGCGAUGCUAUGGUGAAUGCUGCUCGCGUGGUAGUCGAAAUGGAGCCCGCUGAAGACGAAAUAGAAGAGCAUGCACCUAAAGCAAUUGAAAGUGAAGACGAAAUUGUGGAAGCUGCUCUACCUGUUGAAGAUCAUCCGACCAGUCCCAGUCACAGUGGAAAAAGCAAUGACGAUGAAGAAGAAGUUCUCUAUAAUGAGGAUGAUGAGGACGAGGAUGCAGAAGACUCUGUGGGGGAAGACGUGGAUGAGGAGGAGUAUGGCUACGAGGACGAGUAUAGCAGUGAUGAGGAUCCCCAGACAGCGCAGCUGCCUCGGCCACAUCUAUCCCAACCUGAAAUCAUAGUGCUCGACAGCGACAGCGAAGAUGAGCUUGCUUCCGAUCAACCAGCCUCCACACCUUUGCAACCUACACAACGAGAGAGCAGCCACAAUCGCGAAUCUUAUACCGAGUCGCGCGUUGCGAACUUUGCAAAGGAGGAAGAGGGGCUGGAAGGAGUGGAGGGAGAAGAAGAAGAGGAAGAAGAGGAAGAAGAAUAUGAGUCUGAUUCUGAUGCGGUGGAAGAUAGAUAUCAUGGUGAGGACAAUGAACAAAUCCACGACAGUGACAUGGACGAUGAAUCUUCGGUGGACGAGUCAUUACACGCCCGUUACGUCCAGCAACAUUCGAGUCGAGAGCACUCUAUCGACGAAGAAUCUGUUGAAGAAGAGCACGAUGAGGAGGAGGAGGAAAUUGACACGGAGGAGCCGCAAGCAAGCCAGCAGGACUCCAACCCCAGGGAGAAGCCGGGAGCAGUCAUUGAUCUUGACUCGGACGCACAGGAACCCGAAGAAGAAUUCGACGAAGAGCCCGAAGAACAAUCCGACUAUGAAUCCAACCAGGAAUCCGAAAAGGAGGCGGGAAAAGACCAGCAGACAAGCCGUAUGAUACUUGGCUCUUCUGGUCGUUUCAUGGGCAGCCUGGACGGAGCCAAUGAUCGAGACCUGCUGCGGUCACCCAUGAAUGCCGAAGUGAACGAAGAUGUGGCAGAAAAUGAGGAAGAAAACGAGGUGAAAAACCAGGGAGAAGAACAGACAGAUGGCCCUGAGGAAGACAACGUCUCCCAACCGCAAUUGCAGCUUUCUGGCACCAAGGAUAAGCUCGUGAACGGCGAAUCGCCCGGCGAUACUGAGAACCUGCUCCCAAUUUCUGGUUCUGGUCGACAAGCCCAUCCAAGCCAAGAGAAGACGGAGGUCUCGCUUUCCCGUGCCAAGUCAGAACAACCUCUGGGGCUGAAAAUCUCAUCGGCAUCUGACCUGGAAAACUUUGGUCCUAAGGAUGAGGCUCGGCUUGACAAAGGUCUCGUGUCCCCUGAAAAUGCCGCACCUAGGUCCCUUACCGACACUUUAUACACUCGACAACAAGACGGAAAAGACGAUGUGAAUGUUGCUGUAUCCACCACCGAAAAUGGUCAGGUUGAUCAUCAUAUAACGAAGAUUUUGAACCAGAGCAAAUCUCCUGAAACGCCAAAAGUGACCAUUACCAAACCCCCAGUCCCUGACCGCAACGCCCAUGGAUUACGCAGCAAGUUGUCCUACUUUGCUCCUCUUGCCGCACUCGUCGACCACUACAAUGCCCUGGUAGACACAAUUUCUAUUAUCCACGAAGCAACUCCAAUUUCCAAAGGCAGCUCCGGCUCAAGAGACUAUUUUGUGACUGUCCAGCUUACCGAUCCCUCUAUGGCUGGCACAACACUUCAAGCCCAGAUCUUCCGACGUACCAAGUCGGCCAUGCCAUCUCUAGCUGAAGGCAAUGCGGUCUUGCUUCGGGACUUCAAAGUUCGGAGUUAUGAUCACUCGAUUAUGCUCAUCAGCGUCGAGUCUAGUUCGUGGGCUAUAUUCGAUGGCUCCGCACCAGAAGCACAUAUGAGUGGACCACCCGUGGAAUACGGCUCACAGGAACGCGCAUAUGCGUCCGGUUUGCGAAGAUGGUACACUGAAGUUGGCGCUUCCCAUGUUGCCGACAAUCAACUACAGGCGUCCAUUGAACGAGACAGUAUGGAUCGAGGAGUUACACCCAGCGAUGUGGCGAUCAGUGAAGCUGGAAGCUUUGAGUCAGCCGUCCGCGGUGAUUCAACGUCAUCUUCUCGGGGUACCAAGCGUACCCGGCGAAGAGACCGGCGGGUCACUAUUCACGAGCUUCGAGAUGGAACUCGCUAUACGGAAGUUGGUUCGCCCGGCAGUAGAGAAAGCAUCCACGAGCUGCGGGACGGCACAGUCUAUGCUGAUCUAUGA